Molecule: messenger RNA, 1483 nt
Organism: Rhododendron vialii
Lineage: Eukaryota; Viridiplantae; Streptophyta; Magnoliopsida; Ericales; Ericaceae
Product: SUMO-activating enzyme subunit 1B-1-like
Exons: 11
Coding region: 219-1190 (323 amino acids)
Biological process (GO): protein sumoylation
Cellular component (GO): SUMO activating enzyme complex; cytoplasm
Molecular function (GO): SUMO activating enzyme activity
Source: RefSeq, a predicted model, not a curated record
UAUUGAUACCGACGCUUCGUUAAUCACGAUUUUCUCCUCUCGCCCCCUUCCCAGUUGCUCUCUUUUCCCAAUUACUCUCUCUCUCCCCGCGACAGUCGCCGGAGUUCGGCCGCAAGACACCGUCCGUCCACGCCGGCAACAGCCGACAGGAUUCACCGCUCUAGCACUCGUUCAGUUCCCCCUCCAUUAUCUAUCCCAUUAGCCGGUUGAAGCUGGUAAUGGACGGUGAGGAGUUGACAGAGCAGGAAACUGCAUUGUACGAUCGCCAGAUUAGGGUUUGGGGUGCUGAUGCUCAACGAAGGCUAAGCAAGGCUCAUAUUUUAGUCAGUGGACUCAAAGGAACUGUUGCCGAGUUUUGCAAGAACAUUGUUCUAGCAGGAGUAGGUAGUUUGACAUUAAUUGAUGAUCGCCCAGUGACCGAGGAAUCUCUAUCAGCGAAUUUUUUAAUUGCACCCGACGAGAAUGUCUUUUUGGGGAAAUCUCUUGCCGAGCUUUGUUGCGAUUCUUUGAAAGAUUUCAAUCCGAUGGUCCGUGUUUCGGUUGAAAAAGGAGAUUUGUCUAGCUUUGGUGGAGAUUUCUACAACAAGUUUGAUGUUGUAGUCGUCAGUUGUUGCUCCCUAACUGCAAAAAAAUUGAUUAACGAGAAAUGCCGCAAGUUGUCAAAGCGUGUUGCAUUUUACACGGUAGACUGUAGAGAUUCCUGUGGGGAAAUAUUCGUUGAUCUGCAGAACUUCACAUAUUCAAAGAAGAAGCUUGAUGAAACCGUUGAAUGCCAACUUCAGUAUCCCAGUUUUGAGGAUGCAAUUACAGUACCUUGGAAAUCCCUUCCUAAGAGAAUGUCGAAGCUGUACUUUGCCAUGAGAGUGGUAGAAAUGUUCGAAGAAGCUGAGGGACGUAAUCCAGGACAAACUUCUAUAGAUGACCUUCCGAAGGUUUUGAAGCUGAGGAAAGAAGUUUUGGAAAAACAUUCACUAAAUGAGUCUCUUAUUCCUGCUUCUCUCCUUGAGAGACUUGUGGCAGGGACAAGAGAAUUCCCUCCAGUUUGUGCCAUAAUUGGAGGAAUCCUUGGACAGGAGGUUAUUAAAGCAAUAUCGGGCAAAGGCGAUCCUUUCAAAAAUUUCUUCUUUUUUGAUGCUACGGACGGGAAAGGCGUGAUGGAGGACAUAUCAUCCGACCUUAUUAGCAACUGAAGCUAAGCAAGAUAGAAACUAGCAAUUUGACCUAACAGUGUCCGCAGAUUGCAAGUGCCCUUUGCUUAGAUUUGAUGGGUUUCUUGGGGUGACUGUCUCUUUUUGGUGGAUACUACCACACUAGGAUUUUAGGAUGAUUAACUGGUGGAGAAUUUUAAGCUUAUAAUGCCUUACCGCAUCUGAAAACCCAAUGUUGGGCUCUUCUUUUGGAAGGUACUAUCGUCUUUUUUGUAAACACUUCUGCUCUAAAAUUAGCUGAGCGCUUUGAUGGUAUUAACAUGCAUUAUUUAUAA